GGGUGAGUGCCUUCCUCGUUCUUGCAUGCGCCCGUCUUAACUAUGUCGCACACAGGCCCGGGGGAGUGAUGAUGGGCAUAGCUCUCAAGAAUCAGCUUGGGAUCCACGAUUUCAUGAUCUACGACAAGACAUCCGACUUCGGCGGGACCUGGCUCGACAAUUCGUACCCCGGGAGCGCAUCCGAUACGCCUAUCCACUUCUACGUCCCAUCCACCCACCCCAAUCCAAACUGGUCCGUCACUUUCCCUCCCCAAACCGAGCUCCUCGCCUACUGGCGUGGUCUCGCAAUCAAGUACACCCUCUACGCGAACGCGGCGUUCUUCACUCGCGUCGUCUCUGCGCACUGGAACGGGAAGACUCAACGGUACGACAUAGACCUCGAAGAUGUCCGGACGGGCGAGAGGAGACAAGAGCACGCGCGGUUCCUCGUGAGCGCAACGGGACUGAUCAGCGAGCCACGGCGAGAGCCAUUUGAGGGAGCGGGCGGGUGCUGGCACUCCGCGCGGUGGAGGCACGAUGUUGACUUCCAUGGACGAAGGGUGGCGGUUAUCGGCAACAGCGCAUCCGCGGCGCAAUUCGUUCCAUGUCUAUCGGCAGACUCUACCACGCACGUCGCGAACUUCUGCAGAACACCCAAUUGGUUUGUCUAUGGCCCUCGCCACCGAUAUCCUCCUGCGUUCCGCUGGGUGCUCGCACACGUACCCCUCGCAUUGCGUGUCUUCCGACUAUGUGUCAUCUUUAUUAAUUAUGCCCGCCCGAUCUGGCACACACUCCGUCAAAAAGUCAAGAGCAGAGGUAAGGAGGGCCGAGAAGCCGACUUGAUCGCGUACAUGAAGCGCACCGCUCCGGCGCAGUACCACCAAUGGCUCAUCCCCAACUAUCCGAUGACAUGCCGUCGACCGAUCCUCGACGUGGGCUAUUACGCCUGCCUGCACAAGCCCAACGUUGAGCUCCGUUGGGAAGGCGUGCGCGAGGUGACCAAGACCGGGCUGCGCCUGGAGGAUGGGUCGGAAGAGGCGUUUGACGUGAUCAUCCUAAGCACGGGCUUCGUCACGGUCAGUGUUAAGGUUGUCUCUGCACGGAAAGACGAGCACGGCUGAUGCGAAGGGCUAGGGACGAAGCCUGUUCGAGCUCCACGGAGAGGCGGGCGUGGACUUGGAUGGGUUCUACAAAAGCGAGGGACGCCCGAUGGCGCAUCGCGGCGU
Molecule: messenger RNA, 1205 nt
Organism: Fomitopsis serialis
Lineage: Eukaryota; Fungi; Basidiomycota; Agaricomycetes; Polyporales; Fomitopsidaceae
Exons: 9
Coding region: 69-1100 (343 amino acids)
Source: RefSeq, a predicted model, not a curated record